AUGUCGACAAAACUUCCCGGCUCGAGCCCGCACCAGGCCAGCGCUGACGGCCGCUUUCACCGGCAAGACUCUGCGUUCCGCGAUGUGAUCCAAAAGGGAGGACGAUUCCAGCCGGAGUUGGGCCGGUACCACCUGAUUGUCGCGGAGGCGUGCCCGUGGGCGCACCGCGUCCUGCUUGUGCGCAAGCUCAAGAAGAUGGACACGGUGCCGGACCUGCUGCCCGUGACCGUCGUCGACUCGUUCCUGGGUCCUGAGGGCUGGUGCGUCGGCUCGCGCGAAGUGGAGCGCCCGUUCGUCAAGGGCUCGGGCAACCGCAUCCCGGGCCACGAGAACAAGAUGUUCCUGCGCGAGUUCUACCUGGAUGCCGACCCGUCGUACCAGAAGCGCCCGACGGUGCCGGUCAUUUGGGACAACAAGCUCAACACGAUCGUGAACAACGAGUCGUCUGAGAUCAUCCGCUUCAUUGACACGGCGUUCGAUGAGUUCUUGCCGGGCGAUGUGCGUGGCAUUACGUACUAUCCGGAGGAUCUGCGUGCGCAGAUCGACGAGUUCCACUCGUGGGUGUACCCGAACAUCAACAAUGGCGUGUACCGCGCGGGCUUUGCGACGACCCCCGAGGCGUACGAGGAGGCCGUCGUGCCCCUCUUCGAGGCGCUCGAGCGUGCGGACAAGCUCAUCGGCGACAAGAAGUACUUCUUUGGCGACCGCCUUACCGAGGCGGACAUCCGCCUCUACACCACGAUUGUGCGCUUUGACCCGGUGUACCAUGGCCACUUCAAGUGCAACAUCCAGCAGAUCCGCGGCGGGCGCUACCCGCACCUGCACCGCUGGCUGCGCACGCUCUACUGGACGGUGCCGGGCUUCAAGGAGACGACCAACUUUGAGUCGAUCAAGGCGCACUACUACAGCAGCCACAUCCAGAUCAACCCCACGAGCAUCGUGCCGCUCGGUCCGAUCCCACCGAUCGAGCCGCUCGACAAUUAG
Malassezia sympodialis ATCC 42132 is the source of this 984-nucleotide messenger RNA. RefSeq names its product glutathione S-transferase family protein. Gene Ontology annotation, cellular component: cytoplasm. The record is from RefSeq and is a predicted model, not a curated record. NCBI's taxonomy places the organism in Eukaryota, Fungi, Basidiomycota, Malasseziomycetes, Malasseziales, Malasseziaceae. Gene Ontology annotation, molecular function: glutathione transferase activity.